Messenger RNA from Helianthus annuus (common sunflower), 1404 nucleotides. RefSeq lists its product as uncharacterized. The record is from RefSeq and is a predicted model, not a curated record. Bases 1 to 1404 code for a protein of 467 amino acids. The transcript has a single exon. Lineage: Eukaryota; Viridiplantae; Streptophyta; Magnoliopsida; Asterales; Asteraceae.
AUGAGGCAAGGAAAAUGUGUCCAUCCAUCUCUGCUUGGGUUGAUUUUUUUAUACGGGCAACCAGCUAGGCUUUAUGUGGGGAAUGAUUAUAUUUGGUCUUCCACGGGGGUUCAGCAAGGGGAUCCUUUAGGGCCUCUUCUUUUUGCCCUUGUUUUACACCCUCUUGUUCUCCGAAUCAGAGAUCGUUGUAAGCUUCUUUUUCACGCCUGGUACCUGGAUGAUGGGACCAUUAUUGGAGAUGCUACUCAGGUUGCCAAGGCUUUAGACAUCAUUAGAGUGGAGGGCCCCUCCUUGGGCCUCCUUCUCAACAUUAAAAAAACUGAAGUUUUUUGGCCUACAUGCGACGGGGUGAAGACUCAGGAGGGUUUAUUUCCGCGGGAGAUUGGUAGGCCGGUGCAUGGUGUGAAACUCUUGGGUGGUGCUGUCUGUAGAGAUGAGCAGUUUAUUAGUGGGUUGGCCCUCAAAAGAGCCAAAUGUGCGGUUGAGCUGAUGGGAUGCCUCAAACGCCUUAAGGACCCUCAUAUCGAACUCCUCCUGCUUCGUUCGUGUAUGGGGGUUGCUAAACUGCUGUUUGGGCUUAGAACGUGUCAGCCUUCUUAUGUCGGGGAAGCCGUCUCUGUUUUUGACAAGGGGCUUCGGAAUGCGACCGAGGACAUUGUUGUUUGUGGGGGUGCCUUUUUCGGGGACCUUCAAUGGAGGUUAGCUUCCCUCCCGACACGUUUUGGGGGGCUUGGGAUUUGCUCAGCUGAGGAUGCCUCUUCCUACGCUUUUGUGGCUUCAAGGGCCCAAUCGUGGGUUCUUCAAGACCACAUCCUUCGCGAAUGUGGGGGAGAGCUGUUGGACUCUGAUUACAAGAGUGCGUUGGACAAUCUGCAUAGUUCUCUUCCCGAUCUUGAUCUUGGCGGUUUCUACAUUAAAGACACCGCCCCCAUUAAAGCCCAGAAAAUUCUGGCGAAUGCCUUUUAUGGCGAAAUCGUCAAGACAGUUGAAGAGAAGUUUGCCUUUUCCCCUCGCCAGCGAGCCGUGUUUGAGUGUUUGCGAGCCCCCCAUGCUCAGGAUUUCCUGUCUGUUGUUCCCAUCGAAGGUUUAGGGCAAUGUAUGUCGGCUGUGGAAUACCGGGCUAUCCUCAAGUACCGUUUAAUGAUACCCCUUUUCCCGGCUGAUGACCCGUGUCCUGUAUGUCGGAAGUGUUGCUUGGAUUCUUUUGGGGAGCAUGCAGUACAUUGCAAAGAAUUACCGGGCUUUAAAUAUCGACAUGAUUUAGUUCGAGAUGUGCUGUAUGAUGUCCUUAAGCGAGCAUGGAUCUCGGCAAAAAAGGAAGCUCCGGUGAACUUCUUGACUGAUCCAUUAGAAGGGAGAUCUACGCUACGGCCCGCUGACAUUCUUGUUUUUGGAUGGGAAUGA